CUACACUCACUCUCAAACAAACGUAUAUAGUGUGGAUUAAAGAGGCUGCAUUUGUCGCACGCUCUAUUAAAUUUUUGUUAAAGGCAAUUUUGUUUGGUUUUUUGUCGAUUGAACGUUUUAAAAUUGGAUUAAAAUUAUGUCUGACGACGAACAAAAUAACGAAGCAAUGGAAACCAACGAAAAUUCCGACAGCAAUGAGAAUUCGAAUGACGGUCAACCGAUGGAAAUAGAACAAGUUGAUGCCGAAUUGGACAACAAAAUGGAGAAAGAUCGCUCGAAACGAUUCAACUUUUUGCUGAAACAAACGGAAAUUUUUACACAUUUCAUGACCAACACUGGCUCCAAAUCACCAACGAAAGUUAAAACGGUGGGACGACCCAAGAAAAACAAAGAAGUACUAUUGGAAGCUACUGGAGAUCCUGGAGACCAUCGACAUCGUAAAACCGAGCAAGAAGAAGAUGAAGAAUUACUUGCUGAAACAAAUACAGCAUCGAACGUAUUUCGUUUCGAAGAAUCACCACCGUACAUUGAAAACGGAGAAAUGAGAGACUAUCAAAUCAGGGGUCUCAAUUGGAUGAUUUCGUUGUAUGAAAAUGGAAUCAACGGUAUUUUGGCCGAUGAAAUGGGUUUGGGAAAAACUUUACAAACCAUCUCAUUGAUUGGAUAUUUGAAGACACUCAAAAAAGUCAAUGGUCCACACAUUGUCAUUGUGCCGAAAUCAACCCUCCAAAAUUGGAUGAAUGAAUUUUCGAAAUGGUGUCCAUCGGUGAAAGCGGUUUGUUUAAUCGGUGACCAAAAUUCCCGUUCCGAGUUCAUUCGUGAUGUUUUAUUAUCCGGUGAAUGGAAUGUGUGUGUUACAUCAUACGAAAUGUGUAUUCGUGAAAAGAGUGCACUAAAGAAGCUGUCAUGGCGUUACAUGGUCAUCGACGAAGCGCAUCGUAUUAAAAAUGAAAAAUCCAAAUUGUCGGAAAUUUUGCGUGAAUUCAAAACAACAAAUCGUCUACUCAUCACCGGAACACCAUUACAAAAUAAUUUACAUGAAUUGUGGGCACUGCUCAAUUUCUUGUUGCCGGAUGUCUUUAACAGUGCUGAUGAUUUUGACGAAUGGUUCAAUACCAAUCAGUGUUUGGGCGAUGAUUCAUUGGUGAAGCGUUUGCAUGCGGUGUUGCGUCCAUUCUUAUUGCGUCGCUUAAAAUCGGAGGUGGCCAGUGAAUUGAAACCGAAAAAAGAAAUGAAAAUUUUCGUUGGCCUGUCAAAGAUGCAACGUGAAUGGUAUACAAAAAUUUUGAUGAAAGACAUUGGCAUCGUCAAUGGAGCCGGCAAAUGCGAGAAAAUGCAAUUGCAAAAUAUUCUGAUGCAAUUGCGAAAAUGCACAAAUCAUCCAUAUUUGUUUGAUGGUGCAGAGCCCGGACCACCAUACACAACCGACACCCAUUUGAUUUACAACAGUGGCAAAAUGGUUGUGCUCGAUAAAUUGUUGCCAAAAUUACAAGAGCAACAAUCACGUGUGUUGAUCUUCAGUCAGAUGACACGAAUGUUGGAUAUACUUGAAGAUUAUUGUCAUUGGCGUCAAUUCCAAUACUGUCGUUUGGACGGAAAAACAGCGCACGAAGAUCGUGAUCGUUAUAUCAGCGAAUACAAUUCGGAAGGAAGUCAAAAAUUCAUUUUUAUGUUGUCAACACGUGCUGGUGGUUUAGGUAUUAAUCUUGCCACCGCUGACGUUGUCAUCAUCUUCGAUUCCGAUUGGAAUCCUCAGAUGGAUUUACAGGCCAUGGACCGUGCCCAUCGUAUUGGUCAAAAGAAACAAGUGCGUGUUUUCCGUUUUGUCACCGACAAUACGGUUGAAGAAAAGAUUGUUGAGCGUGCCGAAAUCAAGUUGCGCUUGGACAAAUUGGUCAUUCAACAGGGUAAAUUGGUUGACAGUAAAACAAGCCAAUUGAACAAAGAUGAAAUGUUGAGUAUGAUUCAACAUGGUGCAAAUCAUGUGUUUGCAUCAAAAGAUUCCGACAUUACCGACGAAGAUAUCGACGAGAUUUUGGGUAAAAGUGAAGAAAAAACUGCCGAACAAAAGAAAAAAUUGGACGAAUUGGGCGAAAGUUCAUUGCGCACAUUUACACUUGAUACAGCCGAAAAAAAUCAUAACAUUUAUCAAUUCGAAGGUGAAGAUUUCCGUGAAAAGGCCAAAAUUAAUAUUGGUAAUUGGAUUGAACCGCCAAAGCGUGAACGUAAAGCAAACUAUGCAGUUGAUGCUUAUUUCCGUGAUGCAUUGCGUACAUCGGAACCAAAAGCACCGAAAGCACCACGUCCACCCAAACAACCAAUCGUUCAAGAUUUUCAAUUCUUUCCACCACGUUUGUUUGAAUUACUCGAUCAGGAAAUAUACUAUUUCCGUAAAACGGUCAAUUAUAAAGUACCACGGAAUCCAGAUUUGGGUGCCGAUGCCGUAAAAGUACAACGUGACGAACAGCGCAAAAUUGACGAAGCCGAACAAUUGACCGAUGAUGAAAUCGCCGAAAAGGAAUCAUUAAUGACACAAGGUUUUACCAAUUGGACAAAACGAGAUUUUAGCCACUUCAUUCGGGCUAAUGAAAAAUACGGACGAGAAGAUAUUGACAAUAUUGCCAGAGACGUUGAAGGUAAAACACCGGAAGAAGUCAUUGAGUACAGUCAAGUGUUUUGGGAACGUUGCCAAGAAUUGAACGACAUUGAACGUAUCAUGAAACAAAUUGAACGCGGUGAAUCGAAAAUUCAUCGUCGAGCUUCGAUUAAAAGAGCAUUGGAUAUAAAGAUGUCGCGAUACUUGGUGCCAUUCCAUCAAUUGAGAAUUUCGUACGGUACAAACAAAGGCAAGAAUUACACAGAAGAAGAAGAUCGUUUCCUUGUUUGUAUGCUACAUCAGCUGGGAUUUGACAAGGAAAAUGUUUACGAAGAGCUCCAAGCAGCUAUUCGGAAUUCGCCACAGUUCCGUUUCGAUUGGUUUUUGAAAUCACGUAAAGCGGCCGAAUUGCAACGUCGCUGCAAUACGUUGAUCAUGUUGAUUGAACGUGAAAAUCAAGAAUAUGAGGAACGUGAACGUCUCGAAAAAAAGAAGAAAGCAGUCAAAGAGAAUGUGACAUUAACAAAUGGCAGCAACGGUGCAUCGCCCGCUCAAAAAGCUGCCCAGAAAAGGAGAGCCGAAAGUUUGAACGACAGCAAAACCGGCAAAAAGAAAAAGAAAUAAAUUAACAUACAUAUACACACACACUUCCACCAAAACUAAUGGACACAUUCUCAGGGACGCUAAUAAUUACUAUUACUUCUAAUUUUUUUCCCUUCAAUUCCUAGCAAAAACAACUACAUUAAAAUGACAAUUAUUUAAUAUACACAGACUUGUUUGCGUUUGCGUGCAAUUUCUGUUUAGAUUAUUUUAAUUGUAGAUUUUUCUUGAGUUUAAGACUGAAAAAGUAUGUACUUAAAGAAAAUAGCAUCGGUCUGGCUUAUAUCACACACACAGAAAAAACCAUAGAUAUUUCAGUCUCGAGAUAUUACACACAUACAAAAAAAAUCUAGCAUUAGUAUAUUAAUAAUAUCACAUAGAGUGUAUACUUAGAAUAGAGAGUGUUGGGUUGUCACACGAAUAUUACAGACAUUUCAAUACAAAAUUAUUAUUUAUACAUUUUAACACUGUCUUUGUGUCCAAUAUUUUAGAACCUACACACUUAUUAUAAUUAUAAUAUUGAUUAAUAUGAUAUUAGAGCGAGUCGAGUGUAUUGACAUUUACUUUUAUGAGAUCAAAUAAAUUAUCACUUUUAUCGGCAGCCAA
Molecule: messenger RNA, 3802 nt
Organism: Contarinia nasturtii (swede midge)
Lineage: Eukaryota; Metazoa; Arthropoda; Insecta; Diptera; Cecidomyiidae
Product: chromatin-remodeling complex ATPase chain Iswi-like
Exons: 8
Coding region: 137-3220 (1027 amino acids)
Biological process (GO): nucleosome organization; regulation of transcription by RNA polymerase II
Cellular component (GO): chromatin; nucleus
Molecular function (GO): ATP hydrolysis activity; histone binding; nucleosome binding
Source: RefSeq, a predicted model, not a curated record